CUGGCAGCCCUGGUGCUGCCGCUGCUGCUGUGGGCGCGGGGGGCCCGGGGCCAGGGCGACCCUCAGCGGGGCGCCAUCCUGGGCAUGCGGCUGGCUAGCUGCAAUAAGUCGUGUGGGAUGAACCCGGAUGGCAUCAUCUUCGUGUCCGAGGGCAGCACGGUGAACCUGAGGCUGUACGGCCACGGGCUGGGCUCCAUCUCCAGCAACUUGAUCUCCUUCACAGAGGUGGACAACUCCGAGGCCCUCCACAACUCCACCCACUGCCCAGAGUUGACCAAGGACCUGGUCGUCCAGCAGCUGGUCAACGUGAGCCGCGGGGACACGUCCGGGGUGCUGGUGGUGCUCACCAAGUUCCUCCGGAGGAGCGAGAACAUGAAGUUGUACGCGCUGUGCACCCGGGCCGGCGCGGACGGGCCCUGGCGGAGGUGGACCGACAAGGACUCGCUGCUCUUCAUGAUGGAGGAGGAGGGGAGGUUCCUGCCCCUCUGGCUGCACAUCCUUCUCAUUUUGGUGCUGCUCGUGCUGUCGGGCAUCUUCUCUGGUCUCAACCUGGGGCUGAUGGCCCUGGACCCCAUGGAGCUGCGUAUCGUGCAGAACUGUGGCACCGAGAAGGAGAGGCGCUACGCCCGGAAAAUCGAGCCCAUUCGGCGCAAGGGCAACUACCUGCUCUGCUCGCUGCUCCUGGGAAACGUGCUGGUCAACACCUCCCUCACCAUCCUCCUGGACAACCUCAUUGGGUCCGGACUCAUGGCGGUGGCCUCCUCCACCAUCGGCAUUGUCAUCUUUGGGGAGAUCGUACCCCAGGCUCUGUGCUCCCGUCACGGGCUGGCUGUGGGUGCCAACACCAUAGUGCUCACCAAAUUCUUUAUGCUACUCACCUUCCCCCUCAGCUUCCCCAUCAGCAAACUCCUGGACUUUUUUCUGGGCCAGGAGAUUCGCACAGUUUACAAUCGGGAGAAGCUGAUGGAGAUGUUAAAGGUGACGGAGCCCUAUAAUGACCUCGUGAAAGAGGAGCUGAAUAUGAUACAGGGGGCCCUGGAGCUACGGACCAAAACCGUGGAGGACAUCAUGACCCAGCUCCACGACUGCUUCAUGAUCCGCAGUGACGCCAUCCUGGACUUCAGCACGAUGUCCGAGAUUAUGGAGAGCGGCUAUACUCGCAUCCCCGUGUUUGAGGAUGAGCAGUCCAACAUCGUAGAUAUUCUCUAUGUCAAAGACUUAGCCUUUGUGGACCCCGAUGACUGCACCCCCCUUAAGACCAUCACCCGCUUCUACAACCAUCCGGUACACUUUGUCUUCCAUGACACCAAGCUGGAUGCCAUGCUGGAGGAGUUCAAGAAGGGGAAGUCCCACUUGGCCAUCGUGCAGAAAGUAAACAACGAGGGUGAAGGGGACCCCUUUUACGAGGUCCUGGGGCUGGUCACCCUGGAGGAUGUCAUCGAGGAGAUCAUUAAGUCGGAGAUCCUGGACGAGUCAGACAUGUAUACUGACAACCGGAGCCGGAAACGGGUGUCUGAGAAGAACAAACGCGACUUCUCUGCCUUUAAGGAUGCUGACAACGAACUCAAGGUGAAAAUUUCACCUCAGCUGCUUCUGGCUGCUCACCGUUUCCUGGCCACAGAGGUCCCCCAGUUCAGCCCUUCUCUGGUGUCGGAGAAGAUCCUGCUGCGGCUGCUCAAGUACCCGGAUGUCAUCCAGGAGCUCAGGUUCGAUGAGCACAACAAGCACUGUGCCCGCCACUUCCUGUACUCCCGCAACAAGCCAGCCGACUACUUCGUCCUCAUCCUGCAGGGGAAGGUGGAGGUAGAGGCCGGGAAAGAGAACAUGAAGUUCGAGACUGGUGCCUUCUCCUACUAUGGCACCAUGGCCCUGUCCUUGUCCCCUUCUGUGCCUUCAACCCAGGCCGGGGGUCUGCCUGGUAAGCGGACCUCCCUGCUCUCCUGGCUCUCAGACCGCUCACCAUCACACCCCAGCCCCCUGAGCCGCUCGGCCUCCCUCAGUUACCCGGAGCGCACCGACCUCACCAGCACCGCGCCCUUGGCCAGUAGCAGCAACCAGCUGGGCGGCUCGGCACUGGGCCAGUACGUGUCUGACUUCAGUGUCCGGGCACUCACAGACCUGCAGUACAUUAAGAUCACCCGGCAGCAGUACCAGAAUGGGCUGCUGGCCUCGCGGAUGGAGAACUGCCCUCAGUUCGCCCUGGAUGGGUGCACCGUCUGCACGGAGAGCCGGGCGGAAAAGCCAGAGCUGCCGGUGGUGGACGAGACCACAGCUCUCCUGAAUGAGCACAAUGCCAUGCUGCACAGAGCUUCCCCCGAGAGCGCCAUCUGACAGGAGGGCCCGGGGCCCCCCGCCAGCUCCGCGGGGGCUGCCCCAGUGGGCCCACCCAAAGACAGGGAGCCCAUCAGGCCAGAUGGGGUGCAGGUAGCCUGUCUGAGUGGCCAGGUGGCCCCCAGCCUGCGGGGGUGCCAGUCUCCACUGGGGACCUGUGAGCAGCUCGCUUGAUGGCGGCUGCCCCCAGAGAGGGCCGUGCUCUACUGGAGACUCUGAAUGAGGCUGAUUGCUCCUCUUUUUAAAUAUCAUUUGGGGAAGGGAAGACAGGGUUAAGGAAUUUAUUUUUAAAAAUUAUUUUUUCCACGAAAACUUUAAAAGGGGUAGGGUUUCUCACCCCAGAAGCAAUAGCCAUAAUCUGCGCCCAGCCACGACCUGGCUGUGUCCCGACUCAGGGAGUCCACUUGUCCUCACCGUCCUCCAGAGACAGGUUCCAGAGGACUGCUGGAGGCAGGUUUUCUCUUGGGAGGAAGACUGCCCUUCCCAGGAAGCACAGAACCAAAUAGCACUGAGAACAAGUGCCCAACAUGCACGCAGGCUCGUCUGAUGUCGCCGAGGCCAAGGGACUCUGGGGACUGGGAUCAGGGACUUGACACUCCUGGCUACAGAGCAGUACGUCUGCUCCAGUCACUCAUUGGAUCCAGGAAUUUCCGAGAACUCUGCUGGUGGGCUCUUCUGGUGAGUCGGGGCCAUUGAGGACUCUCACCCGUUUCCAUUGGGUCGCCUCUUACCUGCCCCUUUGGACAGUUCCACCUUGUAAUGGAGUUGACUAAAGUAUCACGCAGGGUGUCCCACCUUUCAGACUGCUUGCCCUGUUCCCCAGGCUGCCCUCACUUUACCAAAGGUCCACCUGGGUGGGGACAGCAUUUCCAUUAGAGAUGACUUGUCUGUGGUACUCUUUCAGUGCCAGGAGGGAACCUGGUCAUGGGCGUUGUUAGCAGGUAAUACUGCCCUUUCCCACCCCACAGCCAAAGUCUAUUCUCAAUCCCCAAGCCACAAACUCUGCUUUCUAGACUCCCUACUUCUAAUCUAAAACCCCAAGGCCUCUUGGGGAUUGAGGACUGAGGACAUGCAGGAGCUAACCUAAGCAGGUUCUUCAUGCCCUUUCCUCUGUGGCUGAGGCUUACCUGCCCUGUCUGCACACUUCGAGAACGCAGGAAAGGCUUCUACCCUAGAGGCACAUAACUGGCAGCCCUGUUUCCCCCAUGGCAUAACCCUAGAGCAAGGUGUCAUCCUGGCCUGUGCUGAAGCUGGCGGUGCUGGAUGGGCUGAAUCAGGCCCUGCUGCAUGCUCCAGGCCCCCCACCUCUGGGAGGCUGUGGGACCAAGGUCAUUGGGGGCCUUUGUUGGGCAGAACAGUUGCUAGGGUCCGGGAUCA
Molecule: messenger RNA, 3708 nt
Organism: Pteropus alecto (black flying fox)
Lineage: Eukaryota; Metazoa; Chordata; Mammalia; Chiroptera; Pteropodidae
Gene: CNNM4
Product: cyclin and CBS domain divalent metal cation transport mediator 4
Exons: 8
Coding region: 85-2331 (748 amino acids)
Biological process (GO): magnesium ion homeostasis; magnesium ion transport
Cellular component (GO): plasma membrane
Molecular function (GO): sodium ion transmembrane transporter activity; magnesium ion transmembrane transporter activity
Source: RefSeq, a predicted model, not a curated record